Molecule: messenger RNA, 2624 nt
Organism: Liolophura sinensis
Lineage: Eukaryota; Metazoa; Mollusca; Polyplacophora; Chitonida; Chitonidae
Product: deleted in malignant brain tumors 1 protein-like
Exons: 11
Coding region: 57-2048 (663 amino acids)
Biological process (GO): peptidyl-lysine oxidation
Cellular component (GO): membrane
Molecular function (GO): protein-lysine 6-oxidase activity
Source: RefSeq, a predicted model, not a curated record
CAGUCAUUCUGAGGCCAGUGUAUACACAGAUCUGUCUCUUAACACACACAAGUGAGAUGUCGCUCAGUAGGCCUACAUAUCGGUGUCUCCAGGUUGUCAUUUUUGCUGUAUUAUCCCCAGUGGCGCUCUGCUACAAGGAAGGGGAUAUCGUUCUCCUUGGAGGAAGCCGGCCUUCUCAGGGGACAGUCUCUAUUUACUGGAAGGGCAGGUGGGGCACGUUGUGUGACGAAGGCUGGGACCAAGAUAAGACCGCCACAGUGUGUCAGCAACUCGGCUUCAAUUGGACAAAUGCACUUCCAGCCACAAAUGGCUUCUUUGGACGAAGCAAGAAUAUGAAGCCACAUAAAGUUUAUUUCUACUGCCCUCGAGUGAAGACAAAACUAAAGUACUGUAGAAAAUCCUACAGGCACCAGGAAUGUGAUGGAGACAACGUGGCAGGAUUGGAUUGUGAGCCAGACUUAGAAUACAACGAAACUGCUAUACAAGUUCGUCUGGUAAACGCCAUCACCCCGAAUGCCGGGGCUAUUGAAAUCCUGUACCAGGGGACUUGGGGUGCAGUGUGUGACUCAUCAUUUCACCCAAACUACUGGGGCCAUAGUGCCGCGCAAUGGGCCUGCAAGAAACUCGGAUUCUCGGGAGAGGGCACCCCGAUGUCAUUGCCUCUGACGAAUAUGUUUCCACUAGGGGAGAGAAAAGUCUGGCACGAGUUCGUCGCCUGCCAGGACGAAUUCACAUCUUUUUCACAAUGUAUAAAAAGGCCAUGGGGAAACGCCAUAUGCAAGGACAAGAGGAUGGUCGGGGUAAUAUGUGAUCCAGAGGAGGCCUCGUAUAACUUGACUGUGUUCAAGUCGUCGGAGCUACAGUUCCGUUUGGUGAACGGGCCUGAUGAGCGUACAGGUCGUGUCGAACUGUACAUAUAUGGUAUCUGGGGAUCUAUCGAAGCACUCGGCACUUACAGCUCCCAACUAAUAUGUAGAAAAUUGGGUUAUCCUUGGGGAGGGGUGUACCACCCAAAGAACACAAGCCUUGAACUGGACUCGUGGGAUUUUGAUGGAUACCUCUGGUCCGCUGAUAUCGACUGUAAGGGGCAGGCAACUCGAUUUGAAGACUGUUUAAUGAGCAUGUGGGACAGAAAAUAUGUCUGGAAUACAAACCGAGCCUGGGUACGAUGUCUCACAUCACCACACGCCGCACCACCUGUGGUUGCUACGACGUCGACCGAUCUCAAGGAGGGUGAACGCAUUGAAUUAACAUGUGCCUCAGGGAAGGGUAAUAUGGAAGUACCACCCGACCUGUAUUGGCGGUGCAAGGUCCAAUCGUGUGAACAAUGCGAAUCUCAUCAGCAAGUUGUCAUCGGGGAUACGGCGUUUAGAAACCGCACCAUUGUGGCUGACAAGUACCUAAAUGGACAGCUGUGCAGGUGUAGUGCCCACCACAAUUCCGGCUGGAUGCUAGAUAGCUACCUCAACUUCACUGUUGCCUACACCCCAACAAAGCCGGAAGUGACCUUGUCGUCCCCUGUCCGUGAGAAAUAUCCGGCUACCGUCACCUGUAAUGUGACCCAGAUCAAUCCCCUGCCAAAAAUAUACUGGUACCAAGGAUCAGAUUUGCUCACCAACAUCAAUACAACAUCCAAUAUCACAAGGGAUUAUACUGGAGGGUUCAAUGUGAUCGAGAAGUACACAUUCACCGCCAAACGAUGGCACUCGGGGAAGCGUAUCUCGUGUGUAGUUUACAACCAGAGGGAUGGGAAAAUCAUUCGCAAAGGAGUCGUACCCGAUGUUCAUUUCUCGCCAAUCCUAGAAGUGAAGGUACGUCCGGAAAAUGUUACAGUUGGUGGGAAAGUGGAGUUCACCUGUACAGUCCAGGCAAAUCCAGGAACUGAAGCGUUUUGGAGAAGAGAUACAGGGGAUAUAGUGUCCCCGCUUUCAAAUUUCACACUAACGGAUGUCAGACCCUCAGACUCAGGGACAUACGUGUGCAUUGCUAAUGGGAAGUACUUCGAGACCAGUAAGGCAUUCGCCAAAAUUCAUGUAACAGAUGGGUAGAAUACAUACGACGAAAAAGGAAAGUAAGAAUAUUAUUGGUAUUUUUUGGCUAGAGAAGUUUAUAGGCAUAUUUAACACGCCCGUACUUGUAAGCACCAAUGGCCCGUUCUACAAAGAUGUCAUUUACCACUACGACGUAUCUCAUCACUCAUCGACCAUCAUGUCAUUAUGUACAGGCUUGUAGUUAGUUUCAGGGAAAUUAAGUAGUUGGUUUACUGAAGUAAGUAGAACACACAUUGUUUAUAACUAAAACACAACUUCAUAUUUUAAUGUCGACGUUUCGAUGUGUGUCUAAUGUGGUCGACCACACCAAGAGGCUCUUACUGGAAAUUAUGGAAAAAAUAAAAUGGCAACCUACUACUUGAUUACACAUACAGAAAGACACUUGCUUUUUCUGAUGUGAUUUAUUCCAGUUUUCUGCAUGUUAUUUUCAAUGUAUAGUGAUGCAUUCCUUUAAUUACAGAUUUAAUUAAAGUAAAAUUUGUUUUCGUAUGCAGUUAAUGAAAUGGAAUUCUUUAAUAAAUGAUUCUGCGCAAUGUUUCAGAUACUCUAUAAAGAGAUCAAUAUUUCCAGUCA